Messenger RNA from Dermacentor silvarum, 1182 nucleotides. Its product is annotated as baculoviral IAP repeat-containing protein 5. Lineage: Eukaryota; Metazoa; Arthropoda; Arachnida; Ixodida; Ixodidae. Bases 32 to 664 code for a protein of 210 amino acids. The transcript has a single exon. The record is from RefSeq and is a predicted model, not a curated record.
GUUCCACCAGGGCGGCUUCGCGCGCCUUGUGAUGAAUUUGAAAACAUGGCACUGGUCCGCGUUUGAAGAGCGCGUGCAUGAGCGCGAGCGUUUUGUAACCGUGUUUUCAAACCCGCCCUUUUCGAAAAGUGGUGCUGUGCCGAGCGAAGUCCAGGAACACGGUUUGAGGCUGGCGCUUCCCGGGCAACUCGACAUCAUGGUCAAGACAACAAAGCCGUCCGCCGACCUUUCCCUGAAGUCGGUGCUGCUGGCCCAAACGGACAGGGACAUGCACCACGUCGAAAACCGAGUGGCUAGUUUCAAGCACUGGCCGCUAACUGGCGACUGCAUGUGCACGCCGGCGCGGAUGGCCGCCGCCGGUUUUUAUCAUUGCCCUACAGAUAACGAGCCCGACCUUGCUCGAUGCUACGUUUGCCUCAAGGAGCUGGACGGCUGGGAGCCGAAUGACGACCCAUUCAAAGAACACUCGCGCUCGGCGAACUGUGCCUUCGUUCGCUUGGGCAAGAAAGCGGAAGACAUUACAGCGCUGGACUUCCUCAACCUCGAGAAGGCCCGCGCCAGGAACAAGGCCCAGAAGUACAUCGAGGUGCAAAAGGCCGAACUGGGAGAGGACAUGCGCAAGGUCAAGUAUGAACUGGACAAAGUGCGGAGGAAGAAGCGCUGACCGUCUGCGUGUGUUGUGUACUACAGGGCGUCAGCGAUGUUGUGCUUUAACCUUUUUAAACAUGCGUGGCUUUUAUUAAACAAUGCCGCUCAUUUUAUUUUAACGCUACCUUAAUGUUUGACCUUUAGCUGGCCAGCAAAAUUUUGGCUUUUGCAACCAUCGCUUACUGAGCUGCAAAAAGAAAAUGGGAUGCAGUUCCGCCACAGCUCCCAAGUACUUUUGUCAAGUGGCCGGCUGCAGACUGCACAAGCGUCCGCAGAUGGCUGCCUCGCGGCAGCGGCUAGGUUCCACUUUUACCGAGUAUGCUUGGUCUCAUUGCGACAAUGACCUGUGCAUUUUUUUUUUUUUUUUGCAAAAGAUGGCUACAAACUGGACCAAUUGACCACUCUAUACAAGUGAGAUUCCAACUGUAAGAGUGCCUGGAAUAAUGUCAGCAAGAGCUCAAAGCCUGCUCUGUGAACGUUCUCUUGGUGCAGCAAUGCAGCUGCUUGCAAGCACAAUAAAUACACUCAACAACA